GUGGGAGGGGCUGGGACUUAAAGGGAGCAGGCAGGCAAUCCACUUUCACUUUGAGCGGCGCUUGUGUCUGAGUGGAGAACACAAGGAAUGACCAGAGGGAGAGGAGGGGGGUCUGCAUCUCUGCCGCUUUAUCCUAUAGCCAGUUUUAAGCAACCCAGGAGCCCUUAAAAUUCAGGAAAAUUCCAGGUCAGUAUUACAGGGCAGAAAAAGGAGGGGAAAGAAAAGGAAGCUCUGAAAACGAAAGAAGACCUCAGCCACUACAGGGUUUAGUAGGAAAAUCCAAAGUGAAAGAGAAUGAUGGCGUAUGGUGAUUAAUGGGACACAUUUUGGAAAGUACCGGAGGAAACCAAAGGAGAAUGCACUAAGGGAUGGGACCAAAGGGACUGAACAUCGACCACUGAGAGAGAGAAAAGGCAGAAGCGUGCUCUGUCAGAGACCUCAACAAACCACAGAGGAGAAACUUAGCAUUUCACAGAGCCACAGCUGAAGAGUGAUUGCUGUCAACAAGAGAAAUGGAGAAGUGUCCAUUCUUAGAAAGAUAAAAUGCCAGGUCUACUCUUGCUGCUGCUUUUCAUCGUCCAAUGUGGUGGAUGUGACUUUGACCUGAAAGGCGUUGAGAACAUAAAGGCAACAAUUGAUUCUAAUCCAACUGGUUUUCGGUCUGUAUUCCCUAAAGAUUAUCGUGUAGUGCACCACUACACCCGAAGCAUGCUGUGCGAAACUGAGCCGUGUUGCGUGUUCUCUGCAGCAGUGGUCCUUGUAAAGUCCUGGCAUGUGCUCCUUACAAACCUCUGGGAUCAGCAUUUUAAUUACACCUUCAUCUUCGAGCUGAAGCAGACACUGGAUAUAAUUGUCAAAAGAAACAAAAAUAUAGAGAGGUUUCAGGAGGAGACGGAUCUCGACCAGUACCCCACGUUGUCUUCCUCCCCAGAAGAACUCUUAAAUCUAACGUCAGAACUUUUUGCUCGGUGGCUCCAGGUGGGUUGCUCACCUUCAAUUGAAACUUGUCUGCCGCCCACAUUGCCCCCCUCUGUUGAAAGAAAGGACUUCGGUCCAGUGAGGGUCAGACUGUUGACCACCCGAGGCAUCAGGAGCGAGGAACACCAACGUGGGAAAAUGAUAGACCGUAAACCAUCAUCGUCCUGUGGAAGGUCUCUAUCCCUGCUUUAUUCUGCAGCUUUCUGGAGCCCCUUGUUAUUGUCCUUGUCAUUUGGACUGUACUGGUAGCAACAAUGUUUUUUGUUUUAUUGCACAAUAAUGCAAAUUUGACCUGGCACUGAAUGAUUUAUUUUGAGUUUUGAUGCAGUAAGCUUUGCUUAAAUGAAGUGACAUGCACAGGCUGAAUGAAAUGCCAUAAGUCAGCUAAAACUUUGCUCUUUUAUAACAAAUAUAUGUUAACCCUUAUAGUCGCUCUCUUGGGGUAAAAAAGUCACAAGCUCCAGCUAAUUGUGCUUUCCAUGCUAACAAGAGAUCCAAACUGAAUUAGUAAGUGCACAUAAGCCAUUCUUUGUGGUUGCUUCACUGUUUACAAAUGAAUGUUGUGGGAGUUUAUUCCUGUACAUAAAUGUAAAUUGAAGACCUGUAGGUAUAUGCAUUGUUAGCAUUUGGUUUAAAUUAGAAUUAUCCAGUAACUUAUAUUUAUUAUGGUUUUUUUUUUUUGUUGUUUGUCAAAAGUGGAGAGUGAAUUAGCUCUGGUAAAUGAGAUGAAAACCUGAUGGCAAUAGUGUAUCUUCUCUCCAAGCCAUUUAUCAAGCCGUAAUUGUUGCUGCACAGAUCAAUGCUCUGUUAUAAACUGAAACAGUAAAAUGCUUCUUUUCAUACAUUUUA
Girardinichthys multiradiatus is the source of this 1827-nucleotide messenger RNA. RefSeq lists its product as uncharacterized. The transcript has 5 exons. Bases 544 to 1227 code for a protein of 227 amino acids. The record is from RefSeq and is a predicted model, not a curated record. Lineage: Eukaryota; Metazoa; Chordata; Actinopteri; Cyprinodontiformes; Goodeidae.